AUGUAUGCAGCUACAAAUUCGAUAUCUACACCUCCCCUGGAUCCCUCCAGUAAUUUGAACGGAUUGCCUGUUGGUGGUGUACGGCAACAACAGGCGCCGUCGGGGGAGGCAAUGGUUGAGGAUCGUCGAAAGACCAGUAACACCACCUACUCCCCUUCCCGUGCCUUCGACGGUGGAGCUGAAAAGCGGUCGGCCAGCGAUUCAGCCGACGGGGCAGCGUCCACUGCGCUUUCCCAGCCGCCGCCUCCCAAACGCGCCUGGCGCGACCAACCGCACGUGGGAAAGUACAAACUCAUUCGAACCCUCGGAAGUGGAAAUUUCGCAAAGGUCAAGCUCGCGCAACACAUCACAACAAAGAAGGAGGUUGCUGUGAAGGUUAUCGAUAAGGGAAAGCUCAAUGAAGCCAGUCUCAGCAAGCUUUUUCGUGAAGUACGGGUGAUGAAACAACUGAAUCAUCCCAAUAUCGUCAAACUUUACGAGGUGAUCGAAUCUGAGCGCCAUGUUUACCUCGUCAUGGAAUUCGCCGCCAAUGGUGAACUGUUUGAGUACCUCGUGUCCAACGGUCGAAUGCGCGAAAAAGACGCUCGAAUCAAGUUUCGGCAAAUUGUCUCCGCCGUGCAGUACUGCCAUCAAAAAAACAUUGUCCAUCGAGACCUCAAGGCAGAGAAUCUCCUCUUGGACGCGGACUAUAACAUUAAAUUGGCCGACUUCGGUUUCUCCAACACCUUUCGGCCGGACAAGAAGCUGGACACAUUUUGCGGCUCACCGCCCUACGCCGCGCCCGAGUUGUUCCUGGGCAAGAAGUACACCGGACCCGAGGUCGAUGUCUGGUCCUUGGGUGUCAUUCUCUACACCAUCGUCGCCGGAUACCUACCCUUCGAUGCGCAGAAUCUUCGCGAUCUCCGUGAGCGGGUUCUCCGUGGCAAAUACAGAAUCCCCUUCUACAUGUCCACAGAUUGUGAGAUGUUGCUUAAACGCAUGCUUGUCCUUAACCCAGAAAAACGACAUUCCCUCUUGUCCGUGAUGGAAGACAAAUGGACGAACAUCAACAUGGAGGACGACAUUCUUCGUCCAUACCAGGAGCCUCCACCCGAUUACAACGAUCCUGUGCGUCUUGCCAAAAUGACUGAAAUGGGCUUCACGCUGGAGGAAAUCAAGGACUCACUGGAGAAUAACAAAUUCAACAAUGUGACUGCCACCUACCUCUUGUUGGGCACCGACCGAAAGAACUCCAGCUCCACCCCCCCACCUCCGUCCUCUUCCGCCGCUGCGGCUAACAAUCAACCAGCUGUUGUUGAUGAGUCGCCCAAACAGAAGACUUCCACCCAGAAGGAAUCCGGUGCCACCGCGCUAGCCGCGGUGGAAGAUUCCAUGGUCGAAGCUCCUGACACUCCUCAGGUUCUAGUCUCAUCUACCUCCAUGCGGAAGGGAUCCUCCACGACACGCGCGAAUGGGUCCGCCACGUCCACAGCCCCUGUCACCGAGAACCCCCAAUCAACUCCCGAGUCCACCUCGUCUGCCAGCGGCAAACAAAAGCCCACUUGGUCUGCCAAACGAGGCGAAACCGCUUCAGUUGACUCGACCACCGGAUCGGCCAAGGUCGACAAGCCAAAAACAGCAAUUCCAACCACCCAUUUCGACACCCCUCGCCCCACAGAGACUGGAAAGGACUCCAGCUCCAAUCGAUCACCCGUCAAAUCUGGAGGUGUCCGGCGGACCCGCACAUUCACCUCGUCAGACAAACGACGCAACACCGUGGUUGUUAGCGGCACGGGUGGAAGAAUUGGCGUCUCCGGCGCCAAUGGUGAUGCUGACACCUCAAAGGCCCUUGUCCGAGUUCCUAAUAUGGACAAUAUUGUAGAGUGUUUUGUGGACGAUCUAGUCCAUACGGAAGGUAGGUUCCGCCCUUGCUAUGGUGCGUUUUGCUCCGUUUGUUUUUGUGUAUUGACGCUCUGGGCUCAGUGGCUUGCGGUGCGCUGGCCUGCCCCUCGCUUCGCCGCACCAUUCGGUGCCUCCACCGGGGACGGUUCCAUCAGCUCCGUCCUGGUGGACCGCGAGAUGACAUUUUCCAGGUGCCAGGUCGGCGACGAGUCCUAUGCCGAAAGGGACGCCUCAGACAAGGAGUUGGCUGUCGACGGUCUGGGAAUUCACUCUUCCUCUAGUGGUCGGUGUGUUGGCGUUGGUUCGAGCGAUCCGCGUUUGGCCAAGGCGCUGACGCAGGCGGCCACACUCACCGGUCCCGUUUCCGCCGACGCGCCGACGUCGUCUGAGAAGGAGGGCAGCGAGUCCACCGCCCUCAGACGCCAUGAUUCCUCCACGGCCGAAAGCGUCUCUCAGCUUUCGACCACAUCUCCGUCCUCCCAACUGGGAGCCGGCCGUGGUGUUGGUGGCAGCGCUCUCUUCUGUGGAAGCAUGUCGCGCAGGCCCCAGCGCAACAAGGUUUCGCGUCCAGCUAUUCGUUUUGAGGCUGCCGACGAGAUCAUCUCCGCCGACCACCCUUCACACUCGACAUCUAACGCCGAAGGCUCACCCCCCACCAACGUAGUCCCCGCCUUCAUGCGCGGCGCUCCAGACCGCAGUACGGCUCCGGCGGCACGCUUAACGCAUCGCGUUGAAUACUCACAGCGCUACCGGCCUCCCGAGGUCGCUAAACCUCGACCGUCCGAGGAAGAGACGGAGGCGGAGGUCGAGCCGGAAGUUGUGCCAGAGACGCCUAUAAAGGAGACCACAAAACCCACCGAGUACCACUCCUCAGGGUCGUCGGCUUUCAUCAGAAGCGUAUCUUCGCGGCUCUCAAAGAGUAACAGAAUGCCAGCAGCGCAAUCUGUCGAAGGUGGAAAAGGCGACAAGGAAUCGGGCGGGGGUGGAGGAGGUCAUUUGGUGGCCUCAGACUCGCCUAUUCCGGCUCAUCGCGCCUUUUCUUCGGAGGGGAAGCCCCAUGAGUCUGCCGACGCCGCCGCCGCCACCACGACAAGCGCCACCGACGAUCCAUGGAGCCCUAUGUUGCCAGCAAAGGUCAAUCCUGAGGGUGACACCAAGGUUGCAGUGAGCAACAGUCUGGAGCCCCUACUUCCUGCCUGUUAUGACAAGAAACCGCGCAACAUUACCUUCUUCUCAAGCGCCUGGCGAAAGGCCUCCUCCUCCGGUGGCAGCACCACCUCACUCCUCGGUUCGAACCCAGAUCGGCUAAUGAGCCAGCUGAUUGGUGCGCUCAGCGCCGCGCACAUCCACUUUGCCAGGUUGGGCAAGUAUCGCCUGCAGUUUGUCUACUCGCCCCCCGCUCCGAAUUCGUCGACUAAGUCGCCUUUGAAUUUUGCUGACAAGGUGACUAACCGUGUUCGCGUUGCAGUGGAGAUCUGUCACGUCAUGGCAACAAGCUCCUACGUAACUCGCUUCAAAAAUCUCGCCUCCCCGAAUUCCCACGCCUCUACCACGGAGGACUUCAAGUCGGUGACGCAGAGCUUAGUGCGGAUCGCGAAGGCCUCCUGUGCUUCAACAACCCCAUCCUCUUCGUAG
Mesocestoides corti is the source of this 3516-nucleotide messenger RNA. Lineage: Eukaryota; Metazoa; Platyhelminthes; Cestoda; Cyclophyllidea; Mesocestoididae. The record is from the annotation of a GenBank genome assembly.